Molecule: messenger RNA, 3276 nt
Organism: Talaromyces stipitatus ATCC 10500
Lineage: Eukaryota; Fungi; Ascomycota; Eurotiomycetes; Eurotiales; Trichocomaceae
Exons: 5
Coding region: 29-2335 (768 amino acids)
Biological process (GO): DNA-templated transcription; regulation of transcription by RNA polymerase II
Cellular component (GO): nucleus
Molecular function (GO): RNA polymerase II cis-regulatory region sequence-specific DNA binding; DNA-binding transcription activator activity, RNA polymerase II-specific; zinc ion binding
Source: RefSeq, a predicted model, not a curated record
GUGGCUUUAUUCACCUAGUCGAAGAAAAAUGGAGUCUGCAGUCCCAACAGUUCGGACUUCGACAUCUCCGAGAGUCAGUCCUCAUUCACUUCACGGAAAGCGAAAGCGGAAAACCCUCUCAUGCUAUGAGUGUAGACGACGGAAACUGAAGUGUGAUCGCGAAGAACCUUCGUGUACUCGCUGUAGGAAAGCCGGACAGCCAGAGAUAUGUUCAUAUGUUUAUGAUGCAUCGUCCCUCCCCGGAAGUCGACAGCCUUCAAAUACGUCAAGCUUUCUUCCGCCGUUAUCGUCCACAGCGCAACCCCAUGGUGUACCCUCGGGAAACCACGCUAUUCACUCCUCAUCGCCGCGAGUAGCUUCUCAGUUUCUCGAUAUAAGUGGCAAAGACUACGCACCAUCCAGCUUACAAGCCGCUCAAACUCAGGGAACAUGGCAACUACUAGGUCAUGUUUCGGUCCUCGACACCGGUGGUGUAAAAUCCCGGCCCGCUAUAGGCGCUGAUAUCAUGGACGCUUCUGCCGGAUCCCAGGAGUCAAUCCCAAAGGAGACAGUCAUUUUUCGUGGAGAGAAUUUUAGAACACAAUAUUAUGGUGGUAGCAACGCGACUAGCUCCAUCGCUCAUUUUCCGGAACUUCGAUCAUUCAUGAAAGAGACUAUACACAGUCAAACUUCUUUAGCACGUGUACAACGGGAACUGAAAUCAUUGCAAGUCAGAUGGAAAGGUAUUAGGGCCGAUGGUGCUUGGUUCCUGACGCACGAGGAGCUGCUCCACCUACUACCAGACCGGGAGGCUGCAGAUAGGCAUGUGACUCUUUACUUUGACACUGUUGAGUCGACAUAUCGAAUCCUACACUACCAGAGCUUUCAGAAACAGUAUGAGCUGUUGUGGCAAGACCCGAAGCAAGUUGACUCCGCGGUCGUCAUCAUUCUUCUGCUGAUCAUGGCUUCUGUUGAGGUUUUAUUCCCACAGGAUCAACCAGAAUACAUUGGUGAUAGUUCUGUGUCCAGAGAGAAGGCCAUUUUCUGGAUCGAAGUCUCCGAGAAAUGGCUUGCGCGCCAAAGUCACAAGCACGUUUAUCUUGCCAUUUGGCAAAUUCGUUGUCUACUUAUAUUCGCCAAGCAGAUUAACGUUGUGAAGAAAAAACGCAUAUGGACAGAAGCUGGCACAUUAUUACGGGAGGCUAUGUCUGCUGGAUUUCACCGUGACCCCAGCGUACUCGGAGAUAAGGUCUCCUUUUUUGAUCAGGAAAUGCGUAGGCGGCUAUGGGCUACCAUAAUAGAAAUGGAGCUGCAAAUUUCAAUUGAUAGAGGAAUGCCCUCUGCUUCGGCCGGAAUUCCCUCAGACACAGUUAAUGUACUCAAUGUGCAUGACGAAGAGCUAGAGAAAAGCAGUCGAUUAACAUCCAGACCACUCUGCGAACACACGUCAACCUCCUAUCUUCACAUUUCAAGGUUUAGCUUUUCGUUGCGGGUCUCGUUGAAUUCUAUAAUAAAUGAUCUAAGCUCCCCGUUGGUACACGAGACUGUGCUAAGGUACGAAGACAUGAUUAUGAAAGAACUUCAAAGACUUCAAUCGGAUACCGCAAGCAAAAGACACGAGCACGUCAACAAGAGGUCGUCUUAUGUGGUAAGGACAUUACUUGAUAUCCAGCUUCGACAAUUCUUGGUUAUGCUUCAUGCACCUUUUGCAUGUCAGACACAAACAAGCUCGCGGUUCUCACUGUCUAGAAUUGCUUGUCUCACCGCCGCAGCAGAGAUUAUCAGGAUGCAUUCAAACUUGGUCAAAACUGCAAACUUUUCUCUCUUACUCCAGAGAAACGAUUACUUCCGAGCUGGGCUUGUGAUAUGCCAAACUGUUUACGCUAACUUGAUGCUUACAAACAAUAUCUUCAUAAAUUCAAAUAACGCGAUUCUCAUCCAGUAUCUCGAAGAUGUUCUUGGAAUGCUGGAAAAACGAAUUACACAGUAUGGCACAGGUUACACUUAUUACUGGUAUAUAUCGGCUGCGUCCAAAUUCUUACAAUCUGCAUUGGUCCCCUCUGAAGGCGUGAGAGAGAAGGAAGAAGCCAUCAAUAGAGUGACAAGACAGUAUUGUCGUGUUUUAGAAUCGCAGGUGGAUGUAGAAAGGGCCAAGGAUAUGAUUAUGCCAAUGCAUCCGAGAAGUAUAAAUUCGUGCGGAAAUUUACCACUUCACAACCAUAACAGCGACAUGGCCAGUCUUCAACUGAUUCCUACAGAACAGUCUCAGGUCAUGCAGAUGGAUAUCCCCCUGGAUGAAUUCUUCUUUGGAAAUCCAGCUGCGUGGACAUUCGACAAUCUUUGGAGUAUUGACUGAAAAUGCAACUUCUUGUCAUUUUACAUACACAUCUUCUUGACUGUAAGAUUAUCUUUCAUAGUGUUUAAUGAAAGAGGAACUGAUGUCUGGAAUGCUUAUCAAUAAAAAAGCGCACAUCUGACGCUAUUCAUAGCAUUAAAAAUGUAAGUCUAGCUCUUGAAUGCAGUCCCUUUAGGAAGAGAGCUCGGAGUAUCCAUUCGUAAAUAAGAUUGGAUCAAGUGAUCGAAGGAAGGCGAAUAUUCGACUCUGGGAUUGAACGGUUCAAAGUCCCAUAAGUAACCCAACGUACGCAAGAUCGAUGAUGCCGAGUACGAGACAGUUUCGCCCUCAGAAUUGAGACUUUUUUGUUCAACAUAGGCCUUAGCAACCCAAGGAGAGAUCAAAAGUGUAGGAAUGCGGCCUCCCAGACGGUUGAAACUAAGGGUAUAGUUUUGACCAGACGGUGUUGUUGAAGUGUAAGUAAGAUUAUCCGGACGAGGAGCAAGAGGAGGAGGAACGUGAUCAUGGAAACCACCGCUCUCGUCAAAUGUUAAGAUGAACAAGGUCUGUUCCCACUGGGGGCUUGCACGUAAGGCGUCGUAAACACUCCGGAUCAGUUCCUCCCCAUCAGAAACAAGGCCACUAGGGUGCAUUGAAGUGGUGCCUACUCCACAGCAAGACGGAUUGAUGUAACUGAGCUCAGGCAAAGAACCAGCCGCAGCAUCCGUAUAGAAAUUCUCCAUGGCAACAAUCUUGUCAUUGUUGCCAGUCUCAUAAGUCCAACUGAAGUACCCAGCGUCUGGACCUGUACCGCCAGCAGUAUCCCAAUAAUUGGUCCAGGAGUGAUUUGUCUCAGUCAGUUGCUGCCAGAUUGAAGUCUGUGGAAAAACAUGUUCUGAGAAACCAUCAUCAUUUGUACCAUGCCCGUACGAUGUUCCAGAUACAAUCGCAGCUCGAUUAGG